Molecule: messenger RNA, 312 nt
Organism: Saccostrea echinata
Lineage: Eukaryota; Metazoa; Mollusca; Bivalvia; Ostreida; Ostreidae
Product: histone H4
Exons: 1
Coding region: 1-312 (103 amino acids)
Biological process (GO): nucleosome assembly
Cellular component (GO): nucleosome
Molecular function (GO): structural constituent of chromatin; protein heterodimerization activity; DNA binding
Source: RefSeq, a predicted model, not a curated record
AUGUCUGGACGUGGCAAAGGAGGAAAAGGUCUUGGAAAAGGAGGCGCUAAGCGACACAGAAAAGUCUUGAGAGACAACAUCCAGGGUAUCACCAAGCCAGCCAUACGCCGUCUUGCUCGCCGUGGUGGUGUCAAACGUAUUUCCGGUCUCAUCUACGAGGAAACUCGUGGAGUUCUUAAGGUUUUCUUGGAGAACGUGAUCCGAGAUGCUGUAACCUACACGGAGCAUGCCAAGAGAAAGACCGUCACAGCUAUGGACGUGGUCUACGCCUUGAAACGCCAAGGACGCACCCUGUACGGAUUUGGAGGCUAA